Molecule: messenger RNA, 1185 nt
Organism: Fragaria vesca subsp. vesca
Lineage: Eukaryota; Viridiplantae; Streptophyta; Magnoliopsida; Rosales; Rosaceae
Product: DNA topoisomerase 6 subunit A-like
Exons: 1
Coding region: 1-1185 (394 amino acids)
Biological process (GO): meiotic DNA double-strand break formation; DNA metabolic process
Cellular component (GO): chromosome
Molecular function (GO): DNA topoisomerase type II (double strand cut, ATP-hydrolyzing) activity; DNA binding; ATP binding
Source: RefSeq, a predicted model, not a curated record
AUGAGGAAAGAAAGUCGGAGCUGGUCCAUUCCGAAGGUCGAGGAUGAAGAUUGGGAGCAAACAAUUGUUUCGUUCCAAGACUUGAACUUGGAGUCCUUUUCCCGUGCCCUCCCCGAGAGGCUGCCGGCUGUGUCGAACAAGGAUUUAUUGGCGAAAAUCCGGGUGCAGCAGAGAGAAUGUGAUGAGGGUACACUUAAGUUGGUUGAUCAUAGAAGUAAAAACGUUCAGUUUGACGAGGAUUUGCUCUGUUACUCUCUCAAAACCACAGACUUUAUCUGCAAGCCACAGGAAGAGACCGUGAAAGCCUACAAGCGAGCUCUCCAAAUUGUUGCAAACAUGCUUGAAGAGGGCUUGAUGAACACCACUAGAGGUAUGUUCUACACAGCUGAGGACGUUUACGGAUCACAAAAACGCUCUGAUUUUAUCAUCAGGCACUUAGCCUCUAAACUAGAGGUGGAUCGUGCCCAAUUGAAUGUCUUUCCAGGGGAUGCGGGUUCAGUGAUCGGUCCCCUGAGCUAUACUCUCCACGACGUAAUGCAUGUGGACUGCAACUUGGAAUUACAUGAUGCCGUCCAACCAAAGCAUGGUGUCCCUGUUCCGAAUAAUAUGCGAACGAUUAGUAAGAUGGAAGGCACCAGCGUCAAGUUUAUCUUGUUAGUAGAGAGUCUUGCGGUUUACUCUAUAUUGGCUACAGCCAACUUUCACAAUCGUUAUCGAUGUUUAUUAAUGACGGGGAGGGGAAUGCCCGAUGUGAAUGUAAGAGAGUUUAGCAGGUAUGUAUCACAGAAGCUUGGAGUUGCCCUGUUUUAUCUGUCGGACUGCGAUCCUAAUGGAAUUGAGAUAUACACGGUCUACAAGUACGGGUCGGCCAAUAUGGCUUUUGAUUCCAAGCAUUUGGCUAACCCGAAUUUGAUUUGGCUCGGUGUUUGGCCUUCCGACCUGAGCAAAUAUGAAAUUCCAUCGGUAAAGAUGACUGACAACGAGGUACACAAAGCAAAUCAAUUGUUAAAAAAGGAAUUCGUAAAGAGGGAUAAUAGGUUGGGGGAGGAGGUGAGGCACAUGGUGAGUAGCAAGCAGAAGACUACUAUCUGCGUGUUGAAUUGUGAAAGUGCCAGUGGAGUAUCAGAGUUCGUGCUACUCAAGUUGAAGCAGGUGAUGGAUGAGAUGUUGAUUUUGAGAGAGUGA